AUGCCAUUCUUUAUCACAGGUAACACAGCAUUCCAGACAACAGGCAACUUGACCUCCAUUCAGUCAAACUCUUCUGCAAAUGAGACCUUUGUUCGUCCUGCAACAUUUUUCCUCAACGGCUUUUCUAAUGUUCCACAUGCAAAAUACUACUAUGUGUUCUUGUGUUUUGUAUAUGCUGUGACUGUUUUAGGGAAUUCAUUUAUCAUGUGUAUCAUUUAUUUGGCCCGCAGACUUCACACAGCCAAAUACAUUAGUGUUUUUCAUCUGGCCCUUUCUGAUCUGUGUGGAAGCUCGGCUUUGAUACCAAAACUCAUUGACACAUUUUUAUUCGAGCACCAGGAGAUUUCAUAUGAAGCGUGUUUGGCAUAUAUGUUUUUUGUGUAUCAUUUCAUGAAUCUGCAGUCUUUAACACUAUUUGUCUUGGCUUAUGACAGACUGGUUGCCAUUUGUUUUCCUCUACGAUAUCAUGCUAUUAUAACCAAAAGAGACAUGUUUCUGAUCAUAGGGGUUAUGUGGACUUUUUCUGUGAUUUGUAUUGCUUUAAUGGUGAGUUUGAUAACAAGACUCUCUAUUUGUAGUUCAAUUGUAGUCAAUAGUUAUUUUUGUGAUCAUGGCCCUAUCUAUAGACUAGCUUGUAAUGAUAAUGCCAUAAAUAUUAUCAUGGCAAAUAUUUGCUUUGGUCUCCUGGUAUGUAUGCCACUGAUAUUAAUAAUCAUCUCAUAUUUCCGCAUUGCUCUGGCUUUGCUUAAGAUUGCUCAUGGUGCGGAACGGAUCAAAGCCAUGAAAACCUGCACCUCACAUUUCAUGUUGGUAGCAAUUUUUUAUGUCCCACUUAUAGGUACUAAUAUUGCAGCUUUAACAACAUUUAUCCAUCCAAACGCUCGGAUAAUAAACAAUUCCUUAACUCAGAUAAUGCCACCUAUGCUGAAUCCCAUCAUAUACACUCUAAAGACAGAGGAGGUCAUGCAAUCCAUAAAACAACUGUACAAACGAAAGAAGGUGAACACUACUAGAGAAAGAAAGGUUAAAUGCAAAGAGUGA
Messenger RNA from Rhinichthys klamathensis goyatoka, 1041 nucleotides. Its product is annotated as olfactory receptor 1M1-like. Gene Ontology annotation, molecular function: G protein-coupled receptor activity; olfactory receptor activity. NCBI's taxonomy places the organism in Eukaryota, Metazoa, Chordata, Actinopteri, Cypriniformes, Leuciscidae. Gene Ontology annotation, biological process: G protein-coupled receptor signaling pathway. The record is from RefSeq and is a predicted model, not a curated record. Gene Ontology annotation, cellular component: membrane. The coding region runs from base 1 to 1041 and encodes 346 amino acids. The transcript has 2 exons.